This is a messenger RNA of Polistes canadensis, 1012 nucleotides long. It is a transcript of the gene Pdrg1, whose product is annotated as p53 and DNA damage-regulated protein 1. NCBI's taxonomy places the organism in Eukaryota, Metazoa, Arthropoda, Insecta, Hymenoptera, Vespidae. The record is from RefSeq and is a predicted model, not a curated record. The coding region runs from base 358 to 756 and encodes 132 amino acids. The transcript has 2 exons.
GUUCUUCUGUAUUUAUUGGUAAUGUUAAAAUUAGUCAUCAAUUUCAAUAUGUUCAUUCCUAUUUAUAAGAAUUCAAAAACAUGCACUCUAAACAGAUAUUAAUCGUUAAAGAUUGGCUAUUAGUAUGGUAUAAAUACUCUUGUGAGCGAUGAUACUAAAUGUACACUAUUUAUAAAAUUCUGCAUCUAGCACUACGUGAGCGCUCGUAGUUCCAUUAUCAAGAACUUGAUGUAUAAACAGAUUCUAACCUAUCAAAAAUUUUAACGUAUCUAAGAAAGAACUUUCUGUGUGUAAUUUUCAACAAGUAAACGAAUAAUUUAAUAAUAAUAUAUUUGCAAUUAUUGAAUAUAACUGUGAAUGAUGAAAGAACAGCAACAAUUAUUACAACACUUAGAACAAGUUGAAGCCAAAGCUGGAGAAAUUCUUACGGAUAGACAAGAAAUAGUUUCACUUGAUAAACGAAGAAACGAUGACAGAGUUGGUAUGAGAGCACUGCAAAAAACGAAUUGUAAUAAAACAUGGAUUGUGGUAGGUCCUAUGCUGCUAAAAAUGCCAAAUGAAACUGCUGAAGGAUUACUUUUGAAAGAUCAAAAACAAUGCGACGUUGAAGUAAAUAAAUUACGAAGUGAUUUAAAAGUUAAAGUAAAUGAACUGAGAGAUUUAGAAUUAAGUCCACCUGUACCUGGAAUAAUGUUGAAACCUAUGUCCAAUAAAGAGAUGUCUGUAAUGAAUCAAGUUUUAGGAAAAAAUUCUUAGUACAAGUAAGAUUUUAAUUUAAGUAUUGACUGCUAUACACUGAUAUUUAAUAUAUACAUAAUUUGGAUAAUCACAAAUUGGCUUAGUGGAAAUCAAACUAGUCAAAUAAUCAGUAAUAAAUAGAAAUGGUCGAUAAUUAAUUAUUAUAAAAGUAGGUAUAUAUGUAUAUAACAAUCAAUAACAAAUGAAUUUUUAUAUAUGAAAAGAUGUUACAACAAAGUAGAACUAAAAAAGGUUAAAUAAAACAAAAGACACA